Messenger RNA from Cryptotermes secundus, 1668 nucleotides. RefSeq names its product piggyBac transposable element-derived protein 4-like. Bases 454 to 1446 code for a protein of 330 amino acids. NCBI's taxonomy places the organism in Eukaryota, Metazoa, Arthropoda, Insecta, Blattodea, Kalotermitidae. The record is from RefSeq and is a predicted model, not a curated record. The transcript is spliced from 2 exons.
AACCCUUUACGGUGGUUUGACGUUUGUCGUACCGUGGUAUUUAAAUGCCCCUGUCUGUGGUUUCACGUACUGUGUACGUUAAGCUGUAAGCUAAGUUUCGAAAUGGCAUAAGAAUUGAAAGGAUCACGCUAGAAUUAUGCAGUUUGGACUCCCCUGUUAUGGAGAGAACGCAGUCGCUGAAUGUACGCAUGCAACUGCACCUCCUAUGCCAGGAAGUCUAAAAAUAAACUCGUGACUCACAGUGGUAUCAACGCUGACUAUAAUUUACACAUUCCAAACACAUGAUAUGGUUUAGUGGUUAGGAAAGCUAAGAACAAACAGCGCCAGCGGUUGUUUGUGAAACGUGUUGAAAGGAACUGUCCUUUCAGUGGGUGCGUGUUUACUUGAACGAAAGAAGGGUCUAUGUCGUCUAAAAAAAGUUACUCAUUGUAAACGCGUGAGCUCGUAGUUACGAUGGCAGGUCCAUCUACAAGCCGUGCUCUCACGCAAGUAGAACAAACUGAAUUUUUGGAGGAGAUUUUGGACGACAUAGUUAGUGAUUUUAGUUCGGAAAGUGACAGUGAGUGUGACAUUGACUACACACAGUUGGUGACACCUGGAACUCACGUGGUCAGUGAUAGUGACCUUAGUGACAAUGACGAAACCCAGGAAGAAACUGUACAGGUAGAAUCAGGAAGUGUGUCCAGUGAGUUUGUGUGGGAAAACAUAGACUCGUUUCCCGCUUCAAGAGAAACAUUUUGUAAUGAAUAUGGUCCCCAGUUCGACACUGCUGAACUUGAUGUCGUGGGUUCAUUUGAAAAAAUUUUUGAUAUUGCCAUUGUACAGCUCAUUGUAGAUGAGACGAAUAGGUAUGCUCAGCAAGAAAUUGCUAAAAGUGUCAGACCCCUCACAUUUCGCUCCAGGCUUUGGAAGUGGGAAGAUGUUACAGUGGAUGAGAUGUACGUGGUGUUGGCUCUGAUUAUGUUGACUGGCAUUGUACAGAAGCCUACACUCAGAUCGUACUACUCUAAAAAUCGCCUCCUGUUCACCCCGUUUUUUUCUGAGACUUUGCCCCUGGAAAGACUAGAGGCCAUAACUAGAUUUCUGCAUUUUUCGGAUAAUAGUAAACAAAGUGAAUAUCAAGGACCUCCCAAACUUUUUAAAAUUUUUCCAGUCAUUCAGCACCUAAAUGACAGAUUCCAGAGUCUUUAUCUUCCGGCCCAGAACAUUGCAAUUGAUGAGUCCUUGACUCUAUGGAAGGGUCGUUUGUCUUCUAAAAGACUCACAGAACGGCAUUUUGUGGAGAAGAUUCCAGCCACAGGAAAGAAGGCAAAGCCACAAAGAAGAUGUGUCGUGUGCUCAAGACAAGGCAAAAGGAAGGAUACUGUUUAUUGGUGUAGUGAUUGUGAAGCAGCGAUGUGUUUUGAUGAAUGUUUUAAGAAAUACCACACACAACUCCACUUCUAAUCAACUUGCUUCCAUCGUUGAGAUAAAGGGCGGCCAUAUUAUCAGGUAAGAUUAUAACACCAUCUUUUAAGAUUAUUUCAGUGAAAAAUUCAUAAUUAUAUCUCAUAUAGUUCAAAAGCUAUGAUAAUUAAUAUAAUUUAGACACAAAAUUUAAAUGGCCAACUAAAAAGUAAUACCGCCGGAGGCACCACGAAAGCGAUUUUUAAAUCCCCACGCUCAAGG